UCCAGUAAGUUUAGAGUGAUGCAAUGAAAACAAUCUGCCUCUCAAUUUCAGCAAAACUAAAGAACUGAUCAGCGACUUCAGAAAGAAAGGAGGAGAACACACCACCACCUAUAUCAACGGAAAUGAGGUUGAGAGAGUGCAGAGUAUCGAGUUCCUCAGAGUAACAAUAAACAACAACCUGUCCUGGACUUCCCACGUAGAUGCGACGGUUAAGAAGGCACAACAACGCCCCUUCUUCCUCAGGCAGCUUAGGAAAUUUGGCAUGUCCAUAAGGUCCCUCACCAACUUCUACAGAUGCACCAUUGAAAGCAUACUGCCUGGGUGCAUAUGGCCUGAUAUGGCAACUGCUCUGCCCAGGACCGAAAGAAACUGCAGAAGGUGGUGUGCACAGCCCAGACCAUCACAGAAGCCAACGUUCCAUCCAUGGACUCCACUUACACGGCUCACUGCCAUGGAAAGGCAGCCAACAUCAUCAAAGACCCAUCGUACCCCGGUAAUGACCUCGUACAACCUCUUCCAUCAGGCAGAAGGUACAGAAGCCUGCACACACGCACCAGCAGGUUCGGGAACAGCUUCUUUCUGCCGUUAUCAGACUGAUGAAUGGACUCUAGCCUCAAAUAAUGUAACCUAUAUCUCCAAGAACCCCGGCUACUUGGAGAAGACGAUAAAAGAUACCAAUUUCGGUGGCUGGCCUCUUUCAGAAGAUGUCACCAUCUCUGAGCCAGAGAGUUGGAGAGUGCUGGUAGGACUGGGGGGAGAGAGCCGAAGCAGAAGAAGCAUUUCCGAUGAUGUGCUGCAGGCUUUGAGAAGCACCGAUAGGAAGGGGAGGGAUGUGGUGGCAGGUCUGUCCAGUGCUUGUUGUAAAUGGGGUUGCACCAAAAGUGAGAUCAGCUCACUCUGUUAGAGUACACCUCGGCAUCAUCGACAACCUCCUGCUCACCUUGACAUACAACAGAAGCCUGAGGACUGGCGUGAAAUGUGCAAAUAGCUCUCCUGCCAAGAUCUCAAGACUCAGAGGCCGCGAAAGUAUAAAUAUCAGUAUAAAUAUCUGUGCAUGAUACAGGAACUGUGAUCAAAAUUGAGACCGGCAAUUUGCACGAUGCUGACUUUUUGACAGAGAGGCAUUGGUUGAAAUGUUUGAUGUCUUGACUAGAGAUUAACUUUUUUUUUGGUUUUCCAUCAAGCCUUCAUUGUUCUUAUUCAAGGUUUCAGUCAAAGUCUUAAUAUGUUCCCAUCAUGUUUGUACAGUCUGCUUUUCAUUAAAAAAAGUCUACAGCAUCA
This is a messenger RNA of Rhincodon typus (whale shark), 1281 nucleotides long. Its product is annotated as relaxin-3. The coding region runs from base 263 to 904 and encodes 213 amino acids. Gene Ontology annotation, cellular component: extracellular region. NCBI's taxonomy places the organism in Eukaryota, Metazoa, Chordata, Chondrichthyes, Orectolobiformes, Rhincodontidae. The record is from RefSeq and is a predicted model, not a curated record. Gene Ontology annotation, molecular function: hormone activity. The transcript is spliced from 2 exons.